UUUAAAUGUUUGCAGCUUGUCGCGCGCGAAUUUCAUCGUUAGUUGAAAAUGGGAAAAUCUUAAGAUAUUUCCAUAUAAAAUUUGAAAAAUAUACACAAACGAUGUCCUCUAGUGCUUAUAAUCCUUGGAGUUAUAUUUAUAUAGCUGGCCCAGAUGUGCCUAUUUAUUUCAAGCGAAAGAAACUAGCCCAAAACGAAAGUGAAAGUAGAAUUUCGAAAAAUGAAUCUAAAAUUUUGAAAGAAAAUAUCGCAAAGUACCUAUUGUUUGCUAAAAGUGAGUCGGCUGACUCUAUUCCUAGUGUGUGUUAUAUCAACUCUGCUAUCAAGUCUCACCUAGCAUAUAGACAAAAAGAUGUUUGGAAAUCAUCCGUAAUGUCCCAUGCUGUUCUAUUUGAUGAAAUGUUCACACGAGAGCGGCUUCAAGGUCAUGCUAGUAGAGGCGUUUUCUGUUGCUGCACAAACCCUGAACACCGUACAUAUUUCCAUUCUCAAUUGCUCGAGUUUCUCAGGGAAAACAAAAACUUUAUAGCCUAUGAAAUAGUUGAGUGUUCAAAUCCACAGAACACCUUUAAAAUGACACUUGUCAGUGAUGAUGGUAACAGUGAAGAUAGUGUGAUUGAAUUGGACAUGAUAAAUCAGCCUAGAAUUAAAAACACAGGGGAAUGUGAUAUAAAAGCCUCUCCUAUAUUUUCAAUUUCAGACAUAAGUCCAGUGUUCCAUAGUUAUGGCGAGUGUCUUGCUGUUUUGGAAAAGCUUGCAGAUGUCAUGGAAGUCAAAGAAUUGUUGGAUAUUUCUGGCAAAUAUGUGACAGUAGGAACAGGGAAAUCAUGCGAAGAAACUCUUGAUCAUCCGUUUAUAGUUGUAGAAGGCAUGGACGCUACUGGGAAAACUACACUGACAGAACUGCUUGAGAAGAAGAUGGGUGCUGCUCGAUAUUUUACCCCACCACCUCAAAUAACACAUCUGAGGGCUUUCUUUGAUAAAUACCCAGAGAUUGUGAGAAGGGCAUAUUACAGCCUGGGCAAUUAUAUUGUGGCUCAUGAGAUCAUCCAGGAGUGUAAAACCAGACCUGUUAUAAUGGACAGAUUUUGGCACAGUACUGCAGCGUAUGGAAUAGCCAAUGAAUCUAGCAGCCAGGACAUGCCAGCGGCUGGUCAUUCCGUGUAUCAGUGGCCAACUGACCUGUUGAAGCCGACCCUCGUUCUAUUCUUGACCGUGUCCGAGGACGUGAGGAAACAAAGACUUACUGGACGUGGUAUAACAGCAACAUUUGAAGAAAUAAGUCUUGAUAAUGAUCAACUAUUCAGACAACGAUUGUGUGACAGUUACAGAAGAAUGACAUCCCCAUCUUUAAUAGAAAUAGAUGCUGGGGGUACAGUGGAAGAAGUUUUGGACAAAGUGCUCGGGGUGCUGGCCUCCCAGGGUGUAAAUCUUAACAGUUUUAACAACCGAUGACAGUUGACCGAUGACCGAAGUUGACCGGUGACCAAAGAGAGUAACAGAUUGUGAGGUGUUAGGUCGCUUUAAGGUAGUCAUAUUGUAAUGGCAAUGCUUUUCCACCAAAAUGUUCUAAUAUUGGCCAAUAUCGUAGCAAAAUCUUUUAUUUCCGGAAUGUUUUUUUCUAGAAAUCUUUGGUAUUAGAUUUUUUAACAAUCACUCAUUACUAAUUAAUAUGUACUAAAUUCGGGUUAUAAAUGGUUUAGAUUUAUUGAAUACCGAAAAUUGUGAAAAAUAACGUUCCGGAAAAGACCGAUUUAUUACGACAUUGGCCAGUUUUAGAAUUUUUUGGCGGGAAAGCAUUACAGUAAGACUACCUUAACUUGUUGACUUAUACACUUACAGGAAAGAAAGAAUGAACCCUGACUGUUCUAGAAAUGUCAAAUUGACAUGUCCAUCAUUCCAACUAGAUAAAACCAUUCCUUGUUUAUAGAAAAAAUAUUCAAAAUAUGUACUGGCUGAAUAGCAAACAGACCAUAUUCAGAUGGCAGGGGUUUGCGGAUCUAAGUCUGCUAUGGUCUGGCAUGGGUAGAUUAAGUCGCCACAAGCUAGAGCUGUCAUUGAUUGAUUCAGUGCAAAGCAUUUUGACGAUAUACCAAUAUCGGACGACAAAUAUUGGCGAUACACCAAAAUGUGUAACAGCUUAGUGUUAGACAUGGCCACCUGCUUUUGUUUAUGAUUUGUAGUGAAUUUUCAUAAUUUAUAGACAUUUAAAUAAUGUUUCAAAAUAAUCAAUUUUUUAAAAUGUGUAUUGAUUAUUGAUGGACAGAAAAAUAUCAACGAUAUCAUCUCUAUAUGACAGCUCUACCCCCAGCAGGUAAACACAAGAAUAUUUGUGUGUUUUCAGUGUUAAGAUUAAAUUAUAUUUCUUCCAGUGAAAACUAGACAUACUAUUUCAGUAUCUGGCAAAGUCAUUAGGUAAAAUUUUACAGCAGAUGUUCAAAAGUGAAAUAAAAACUUGAUCUUAAAUAUCAAAUAAGCGAACUUGCUAUUUAUCUAGUUUUUGUUACGGUUUUAUUUUUAUGUUUAUUGUUACUGAUUUUUUUCGGUUAUUUAGAAUGUCAUACAAUUUUUCCUCCUCUUAUGUAAAGGGAGAGAAGCAUAGACUACAAUUUAUGUAGACCAGUAGAAGUUUUUUCCCCUUGUUUGGCUUUUGAGUUUGUUUUUUUGUUAGCUUGUUUUUUGGGAUUUUUUUCUGUCUCUUCUUAUUCGGAAAUGUACUUAAAUAUCUAUUUUUUCUUAAAGAUAUACUCUGCUCAAAUUUUUUUAUUUGAAAAUAUUGAUAAUUGCUACAUAUAGUCCUUUUGUACAUAUAUAAUAAAACAUGUUUUGACUUCACACUGUCACAAAGUAGAUACAUUAUGUUUAAAAUCCACCACACUAAAUUUGACCACAAUAUGAAGACAUAGUGUCAUUAAACAAACUGGCAGUUUUUUCAAGAAAAGACCAACUACUUGUCCUGUAAUAGGGAACGCAGCUUCCUAUACAUAGCCAACUCUUUCUUUUUUUCAAAUUAGACAUAUUCAGUAACAAUUUCAUAAAUUUCAAUAACUAUUCGUGAUUAAAAUAUUUUACUUAAUUAAGAAUGAGCAUAGUAUAUCUGUAAAUUAACUGCAUUCUUGACUUGAUAUGACCAAAUAUACAUGAUUGUUUAUAUAAAUAUAACACUAAAGUUUAUGCACAAAAGUGUUUUUGCCAAAACUUGUAAUAACAUUAUCAUGGUGGGCCCUCUUAAAAUAAAGUGGAAUUAGUACAAUAUAUUUGUUAGUUUUAUUACUUUAUGAAUAAUAUUUCUUACCAAAUAUUGGCAUAUAUAUUUUCCUUAUAUUUUAUCAAUGUUAAGAUAUAUUUAUAUUAAUUUUGUUUUAUUGUUAAGUCUGCACUUUCUGUUUACUUAUUUAAGGCUUGUUUGCUUGAAAAAGGAAAUGUACAACUUUGAAAAUUAACCAAAUGAAAAAUUUCAAUUUGUCAUAAAUUAUAAUAAAACAAUUAUUGUAUGAAGAUUAUGGUAAAUUUGGAAGUAUAUCGACCUAACAUAUUUUCAUCAGAAAUGUUGUUUUAGGUGAAACCUUAAUUUUAACUACUUUGUCUUUAUUGAACUAACUAGCAUUGAUGUCAUAUGUUUGUGACCCUGAGCAGGCUGGAACCUGCAAUCCAUUGGUUGGGUUAUAUAGUUUAUAUAUCUUAUUAUAACCAUAAUUAUGGGCACUGCUGAAGUAAAUUUUGUUACUUAGAGGAGUAUGUAUGUUGUAAAAGGUUCUGUUAUUAGAGCCAUUUGCACUUUCAUUUUUAUCUUUUACUUUGCCAUAUAUCUUUAUAAUAAGGGCUAUGAUAAAGUAGUUUGAUGAAAAUUACAUGUAUUUUUACAAGUUUUAAUAAAUAGUUUUUAAUAUGUUUGAAAAUAUAUUUGUAUGUUAAUGUUUAAAGCUGCAUACCUUCAAAUAAGUCAAAUAUUUCAAGAAGAAUGUGGUAAGGUUUUAAGAAAAGUUAACAGAUUCAAGUAAUAAUUUACAUUUUAUCUGCGAUUAUCAUUAAUGACUGAUUUUGCAAUAGAAUGUAUUUAUCAACAUAUUUCUACUGCGUGACUAAUGCAGUAAGGGCUGUUUGUGCAUAUUUUGACAUCCUGUUGGUAGAUUGUAAGUGCUGUUUGCAGUGUGUAAAUUACUUGCUUUGUUCCCUUCACAAUAUUGUACUUUUAAAUACAUACUCAGUUAUCAAAGAAGGGAUUAUCUGGAGGCAUGCUGCUUUAAUUGUUUUAGCAAUUAUUGUUUUUAUCUUUUACAUGUUUUGUCUGUUUUUAUGCUCGGUGAUGUUUUUAAGUAUUUGGUAAUGGUAGUUGUUUGCCCCUCUCAUCAUUCCUGCAAUCAAACUUACUGUGUUUUUCUCAAUAAAUCUGAACCAGCUAGAACAAUCACUACGCUGUCCAACUGACAGCUCUUGUAUUUUGAUGUCAGAAUGCCUAGUUGAUUUUCAAAUAGAUUGUUUCAAUAUCAAUUUAAAGCAGAGCUGAUCUAAAUAUUACACAAUUUCAUCAGGUUAUGGACUUAUUUGUACAGGUAUUAAUAAUUAUAAGUAUUUUAGUACAGAUAUGAAGGUAUGGACCAAUAAUGGGCAAUUUAAGGUAAUACUGCGGUGAAGGUCAGUAAGCUAUUAAAAUUUGAAAUUAAAAGCAAAAAAAAUAUAUGUGGCUCUGUGAUGACUUCUGUCCUAAUCAGAGGAAGUAAAUUCUGGUCAGGGGAAGAAACUGCUAUGGGGAGUUUGGCUAAAGCAGUGUGAGUGAGCCAAACACUUUCGGCAGCUGAAAAAGAUAAUGUUGUUUUAUAUAAACAACAUGAAAUACUUUUGUUCUGUAG
This is a messenger RNA of Ruditapes philippinarum (Manila clam), 4849 nucleotides long. RefSeq lists its product as uncharacterized. Gene Ontology annotation, molecular function: dTMP kinase activity. The record is from RefSeq and is a predicted model, not a curated record. The transcript is spliced from 5 exons. The coding region runs from base 6 to 1454 and encodes 482 amino acids. Gene Ontology annotation, cellular component: cytoplasm; mitochondrion. Gene Ontology annotation, biological process: dUDP biosynthetic process; dTTP biosynthetic process; dTDP biosynthetic process. Lineage: Eukaryota; Metazoa; Mollusca; Bivalvia; Venerida; Veneridae.